Messenger RNA from Daphnia pulex (common water flea), 1671 nucleotides. RefSeq lists its product as uncharacterized. The coding region runs from base 699 to 1109 and encodes 136 amino acids. Lineage: Eukaryota; Metazoa; Arthropoda; Branchiopoda; Diplostraca; Daphniidae. The transcript has 2 exons. The record is from RefSeq and is a predicted model, not a curated record.
UAAUUUAAUGCCGCUUGUCGCAAAGAAAAUCCACUGAUGGGCUUCCAUUGUCUACUCUUCAAAGACAUGGGAGAAAAGAUGUGCUUCACUCUCUCUUCUUCUCCAACUAGUCGAUUGUGAAGGCCGUUUUCUAGAGCAUCUUCCUUGCCAUUCAAUUCAUUUUCUUCACAAGUCUAUACGGCCGACGCGUGUACAGUCAAUUUGGACAAGAGAAAACGUGCUGGACCCAUACGACUUUCUCUCUACGUCAAUCUCCUUAACGUUUUCUCUGUUGCAAAGUCGAUAUCGAAAUCAUGUCACAACAACAGCGACCGCAGCUGCAGCAGCUGCUGCUGCCUAUUUAUCUAUUGCAAUAUCCGUCGGAAGAAACAACCGGAAUUUAUACGCACGGCCUUGCCAACACAGUUCCGCUUUGCGAUCUAAAUGUACAAGUAGAUGAUCAUUUCAUUUUAAUAAUUCGGCUGCUAUUAACUCGAGGUGAUAAGGUAAAUAAAAAAUAAUUAUGUAGAGGGGAAGGACGACGCGGAUCAUUUGGCCGUGACGGAAGGCCGGACGUAAAGCGGAAUCGAUGACCUUUGCUACAUUAAUGUAUAUAAGACGCUACUCGGUUAUAGCAAAUUGUACCAGUGAUUGUUCUCCAACUGUCCAUUCUGGAAUUCUUUUACAAACUGUAAGAAUAUUGAACCAAGAUCCACACCAUGAAGACGUUGUUGCUGGUUGUGUCGUUGAUAAUAUCAUCGGCCAGAUCUCACUACAACUAUAACCAUGCAGACAACAGGAAUAACGAAGCAGACUACAAUAAUCAGCCAAUAAGGAAACCGACGUAUCAUCACUAUCCGAUGACAUUCUUUUCCCAGCAAUUCGCUUAUUCUCAUCAAACAACCAGCAAACCCUAUUAUGCCACUACUUCAUCAUUAGCAGUGAGCGGUCCUACUCCGUACUGGUACCGUCCCUCGCUGUACGUUCGCCCUGGUGUAGUUUACGAGUAUCAAUUCCAUGGUCCUCCACAACCAAUUAUUCAGGAUCGCUAUUCUAAAGUCAUUUCACCAUUGAUCCUAUCAGCUGAGCUGGCGGAACCUAAAAGAAGAGGCAUCAGCAGUAACAAUUGAAAGUGAUGAUACUAGUACUGAUGCCACGGUAGUACAAGUCUCGACCGAUCUAUUUGACGACGAAGAAUUGACUCACCAAUCGACUACACCAGCUGAAGAUUAUUCAAUGCCACUGGAACAAGUUGAUGAAUUAAUAAAAGUGGAAUCCACAACUAUUCCGGAUGACAUUACCACCACCCAGCAGCCGGACACUUUAACCACUGAAUCGCCAUUCACUUUUGAGCGUCACCAAUCCAUCAUUCCUUUUUAUUUGAGACCUUCUUCAUGGCGAGCGCGAUCCUUUGGCCCCGAUCCUUGUUAUUACCAGCCGAAUCAUUAUUAUGGGCCGGAAGAAGCCAGAGACUUGCCCAGCAUUUAACCUUGUAUAAUGUAUUUGUGUUGGAAGUUAUCGAAUCAUGCCCUUUGGCUAAUGCUGUUUAGCAAUGAUCGCGAUCAGCUGUUUCGACAGCUGAUUGUUCUCACAGCUCUUCUUGUGUUUUGGGCUGUCAGAGUAAAGGUAUACUGAAUUUCACUGCUCGUAUUCUUUGGUAUAGUUUCUUGUAAUAUGUGGGUGAGUACUUUU